Homalodisca vitripennis (glassy-winged sharpshooter) is the source of this 2457-nucleotide messenger RNA. RefSeq names its product trichohyalin-like. NCBI's taxonomy places the organism in Eukaryota, Metazoa, Arthropoda, Insecta, Hemiptera, Cicadellidae. Gene Ontology annotation, molecular function: zinc ion binding; nucleic acid binding. The coding region runs from base 799 to 2457 and encodes 552 amino acids. The transcript has a single exon. The record is from RefSeq and is a predicted model, not a curated record.
GGAGUAUUUCGGAUCACUCCUCCUGUGGAAAAAUACCCAGGCAGCGCUCAGAACUCUUAAGGCUUUUGCGGUGUCACCAGCGUUUAAAGCGAUUAUUUUGGUGGUUUCCUGUUUAAAUCUGAUAAACUUGUUUGGACAUGUAGGGCGACCUACCUGGGUAUUAGCCUUUCUCCACCUCCCCGAGGUCGGGGGCGGGCAACGGACAAAGGUGUAGGUCGGGGGAAUUAGCCCCCUGCAAUAAUUCCUUUGGACGGCCAAGUGAGAACAGGUGGUAGUGUGGGACAGAAGGAAUCUGUGUGUAAGUUAAGGUAGUUAUUAGUAGUGUAGCCCAUUAUACUGGUAAGAGGGUUAACAUUGUUUAUGUGUGCUAUUGUCUCCUUUGUUACAGGUGCUGCCCUAAUACUGGUAAGCAGGGUAAGUGUAAAUAAUUAAUUAAUUAGGUAUAAGGUUAACUGUUUGCAGUGCUAACUAACUGGCUUGUUUAUAGUGUGUGAACUAAUUAUAGGUGCUGCCCGAAUUAUACUGGUAAGUGGGUGAGUACGAUUAAAUUAGGUGCUAACGGAUUGUUGUUUGAAUUAACCACUUAACUGAGUGAGAAUAAUACAAGGUGACAGCCGUUUUAUUAGGUGUAAGCGGCAACUGAGGUAAGUACCUGCCAUUAAUUAAUCACAGCUGGGUGCGAACUGCGGCUGCUUUCCGCAGGAGUUUCAACCCGGAUAAGAGGGGGCGUGCAGCAACUGCGUUGCUGGAGCUCACCCCAAGCUAGAGUAGAUAAGUUCGAACACUCGAAAGAAGGAGAUGUCGGACUACGAAAGAGAUAAAGAAGGGAGAGAGCAGGAUAGAGAGAGGGAGAGAAAGGAGAAGGAGAAGAGAGAUCGGGAGAGAAUGGAGAGAGAAAGGAGAGAGCUUGAGGAGAAGGAGAGAUUGGUGAAGGCCGAAAGGGAGAGACGGCGAAGAGAGAAGGAGGAGAAUGAAAAGAAGGGUGAGAAGGAGAGAUUAGAGAAGGAGAGAAGUAGGAAAGAGCAAGAGAGGCUCGAAAGGGAAAAGAGAGAGAAGGAGAGAGAAGAGUACGAGAAGAGACUGCUUGAGCAGCAUAAGAGAAGGAGCAGUCUGGAAAGAUCCCCACCAGUAGGGAUAAGGAGAGACAUAAGACCGGAAAGAAGUACGGACGGAGAGUCCGAGACGACUACAGAAGAUGAUACCAAGAAGAGAAAGGAAAGAGAAGAAGAAAGUCCUAAAAAGGUGAAGAAAAAGAACAGAACCGGAAAGGAACGAGAAGAAGAAGAAGAAGAAGAGGCGGAAGAAGAGCCAAUGGAUGAAGAGACGCAAGAAAUAGAGCCAACACCGCAGAAGAAGAUGGAAGAGUUGUUAAAGAAGAUGGAGAACUGGUCUGAGAGACAGAUAAAGAGCAAAACAAUAAGCAAGACGCAAUUGAGUGAAUUAAAUAAGCUGGUGGGGAUGAUGAGGAAGGAGCUGAAAGAGAUGGAGAUAGAGAAGGCGAAGAUGGAAGGAAGGCUCGAAGAGCGGAAGGAGAUAGUAAACAUGUUUAAGGAAGCCCUGAAGGAGGAAGGAGAGAGAAAGAGCAGAGAAGGAGCACAAGAAGAAGGGACGACUAAGUCCUUCGCUGAUAUUGUGAGAGAUGAAAGAAAGAUGAAGGAGAAAAGGCCCCCUGCAAUUACAGGUAAGAGGGGAGAGCCGGCCAGAUCAUCAAACGUUGUGUUGGUGAGAAAAGAAGGAAGGGAAAGUGAGGAAGUGAGGAGAAAGAUGAAGGAGUUGAUAGAUCCUGGGAAAGAAAGGAUAAAUGUAAAGAGAAUGACAAAUGUGAAAAAUGGAAUCUUGCUGGAGGUGACCUCAAAAGAAGAGGUGAAGAGAUUAGUGGAGGAUGAAGGAAUGAAAAGAGAGGGAAUAGAGGUGAAAGCACCGGAUAAGAAAAGACCAAUGCUGAUGAUUUAUGAUGUUGAAAUGAGCUUAAAGGAUGAUGAAAUCAUGAAAGAAAUUUAUGAACGGAACCUGAAGGAGGAGAUGACGGAGGAUGAGAUGAAGGAAGGAUUCACAAUACGGAGUCGGAAGGAGGAAGGGAAAGGAGACAGAAGAAGAAGGAUAGGAAGUAUAAUUGUGCAAUGUAGUGCGAAGGUGAGAAACCUGUUAAGAAGAAGGGAGAGGCUGUAUAUAGGAUGGACAUCAAACAGGGCUAAGGAUUAUAUAGACUUGCCCAGAUGUUACAGAUGCCAACGUUUUGGACACGUGGCUAAGUACUGUAAUGGUAAGAAAGCAUGCCCCAGAUGUAGUGAGGAGCAUGAUAUCAAGGACUGCCGAGUGCAGGAAGAUGCACCCUGGAAGUGUGUAAAUUGUGAGAGAGAUGGAAAGGUGGAUCUCAACCACGAUGUGCGAUGGAAGGGAUGCCCGGCAUACAAGAGGGCGGAGAAGAGGUACUUGGAGUCAGUUGCCUAUGAUUAG